Molecule: messenger RNA, 2227 nt
Organism: Oryza sativa Japonica Group (Japanese rice)
Lineage: Eukaryota; Viridiplantae; Streptophyta; Magnoliopsida; Poales; Poaceae
Source: RefSeq, a predicted model, not a curated record
GGCGGCCACAUGAAGCAGGGGGGGAUUUGUAUAAAAAACAGAUUAGCAGAGAUGAGUGCGGGCGAUUAAGUGCAAAAGUAGCCUACCUCUGUCCCUAGCCAUCGGAUGAGCAUCAUGUAGUCUUGAUUGAAAGUUUGCAAGGUUGCACAGCAACUCUGGUUUGCACGAGAUACGGUGCCGUAUCCGAGGGGGUGCUAGUGUCUGCCAAUGGCGUUGCAUACGUAUCUCGUUUGUAUAACGGAAUCGGGCUCUUUGCACGGCACACGGUUCAUCUCGUACUCGAACUCCGAUCUGUUAUAACCAUCGCGUUGGAUCGUAGCAGCAGCCGCCGACCCAAACGCAAACGCAAACGCGACGCCAUGGGAAGGCAGGACCAGCAGCUGCAGGUGCUGAACGCGCUCGACGCGGCCAAGACGCAAUGGUACCACUUCACGGCGAUCAUCGUCGCCGGCAUGGGGUUCUUCACCGACGCCUACGACCUCUUCUGCAUCUCGCUCGUCACCAAGCUUCUCGGCCGCAUCUACUACACCGACCCCGCCAGCCCCACCCCCGGCUCGCUGCCGCCCAACAUCGCCGCCGCGGUGAAUGGCGUCGCGCUCUGCGGCACCCUCUCCGGCCAGCUCUUCUUCGGAUGGCUCGGCGACAAGCUCGGCCGCAAGAGCGUCUACGGGAUGACGCUGCUGCUCAUGGUGAUUUGCUCCAUCGCCUCAGGGCUCUCCUUCUCGCACACGCCGACGAGCGUCAUGGCCACGCUCUGCUUCUUCCGCUUCUGGCUCGGCUUCGGCAUCGGCGGUGACUACCCGCUGAGCGCCACCAUCAUGUCCGAGUACGCCAACAAGAAGACCCGCGGCGCGUUCAUCGCCGCCGUCUUCGCCAUGCAGGGGUUCGGCAUCCUCGCCGGCGGCGUUGUCACGCUCGCCAUGUCCGCGGGGUUCCAGGCCGCGUUCCCGGCCCCAGCGUACGAGGUCAAUGCCGCUGCGUCCACCGUGCCGCAGGCCGACUACGUGUGGCGCAUCAUCCUGAUGCUCGGUGCGCUGCCGGCCAUACUGACGUACUACUGGCGGAUGAAGAUGCCGGAGACGGCGCGGUACACGGCGCUCGUCGCCAAGGACGCGAAGCAGGCGUCGUCGGACAUGGCCAAGGUGCUGCAGGUGGAAAUCGAGGUGGAGGAGGAGAAGCUCCAGGACAUCACGAGGGGCAGGGACUACGGCCUCUUCUCGGCGCGGUUCGCCAAGCGCCAUGGCGCGCACCUCCUGGGCACGGCGGCGACGUGGUUCCUCGUCGACGUCGCGUACUACAGCCAGAACCUGUUCCAGAAGGACAUCUUCACCAGCAUCCACUGGAUCCCCAAGGCGCGCACCAUGAGCGAGCUCGAGGAGGUGUUCCGCAUCUCCCGCGCGCAGACGCUCAUCGCGCUCUGCGGCACCGUGCCGGGCUACUGGUUCACCGUCUUCCUCAUCGACAUCAUCGGCCGCUUCAAGAUCCAGCUCCUCGGCUUCGCCGGGAUGACGGCGUUCAUGCUCGGCCUCGCCAUCCCGUACCACCACUGGACCAUGCCUGGCAACCAGGUCAUCUUCGUCUUCCUCUACGGCUUCACCUUCUUCUUCGCCAACUUUGGGCCGAACGCGACGACGUUCAUCGUGCCGGCCGAGAUCUUCCCGGCGCGUCUCCGGUCAACCUGCCACGGCAUCUCCGCCGCGUCCGGCAAGGCCGGCGCGAUCAUCGGAGCAUUCGGUUUCCUCUACGCGGCGCAGCCACAGGACAAGGCGCAUGUCGACGCCGGCUACAAACCUGGGAUUGGCGUGCGGAACGCGCUCUUCGUGCUCGCCGGGUGCAACCUCGUUGGGUUCCUCAUGACAUGGAUGCUCGUGCCGGAAUCGAAAGGGAAGUCGCUGGAGGAGAUGUCCGGCGAGGCCGACGACGAGGAAGCUUCUGCCAACGGCGGUGCCACCGCCGUCAACUCGUCCGGAGUUGAGAUGGUGUAAUCCUUCAGGACGCAACGAGAUGACGAACACUUGCAUGCGAAGCUCGUACUUGUAGCGUGAUAGGAAAUGUUAUACUUAUAUUUAUUAGAUCGUACUCCUACUAGUAACUAUCAUAACUAUGUUAGUACUUGCUUUUUAGGUACAGGAGUUCUCUUUGUACCUCAAGUUGAUCCCUAAUUUUCGUAGAACUUAAUUAAUUCAUGGCAAGAAGUUGCUCAUUAAUAGAAGCUAUUCUAAACUUU